Molecule: messenger RNA, 498 nt
Organism: Alternaria burnsii
Lineage: Eukaryota; Fungi; Ascomycota; Dothideomycetes; Pleosporales; Pleosporaceae
Exons: 1
Coding region: 1-498 (165 amino acids)
Source: RefSeq, a predicted model, not a curated record
AUGACUACCAACAGGCCCUUCUUUGGCGGCUUCCUCGCCGCCUUCCGCGCGCAACAACCCAAUCUACAAAAGACGACGGCCUCGCAAGCAGCGUCUGUAGCCUCGUACUCGCAAACCACGGCCUCGCAACAGAGCCAGACUCUCGACACAGCAGCAGCUUCCUCGCGCACAAUCACCACCAAGACGCGCUCACCGUCGCCCGGUGCAACGACUGUCUCGGUGCAAGCAACAGGCCAUUUCCAGCCAACCAGACAACACACCGCUCCCUACAACCGCUCCACCUCCCCCAAGGCCCAGGCCUUCCCAAUACCAGGCGCGUCGCAACGAGGCAGACGGGGCUCGGACAGCUCGUCCGAAGGCUUCCACGAAGUCAUGGGCGCCGAGAAGUGGUACAUUGGCGGCCGAACAGCAACGGGGGAGGAGAAGUUCUACAAGCUGGGCAUGGUCAAGCGACACAGAAGCGCCGACCGCUUGAGUCUCGACAAGCUCAGCAUAUGA